AUGGGAAAGACGAGACUUUCUAAUUUUGUGGAAAUUUACAGUCUUGGAAACCCUCAGGGAGAGCAUAUCGAUUACUGUGGCUAUUCUGUGCUUCCUAUGGCUGUAGAACAAGAUAUGCUAAUAGCCGUGGAACCUGUGCAAACACCCACUCUACAGCUGGCCAAUACAAACCCUAUCUACCUGGACUUCAGUGCCUGUGCUAAUGACAUUCAGAUCGACCAAACAAAGCCUCUGUGGCACAACUAUUUCCUAUGUGGGUUUAAAGGAAUUCAGGAACACUUUGGUCUUAGUAACCUGACUGGAAUGAAUUGCCUGGUCGACGGGAACAUCCCACCAAAUUCUGGCCUCUCCAGCUCCAGUGCUCUCGUCUGCUGUGCUGGCUUGGUAACACUCACCGCACUGGGCCUGAGCCUAUCAAAGGUGGAGCUUGCUAAAAUCUGUGCCAAGAGUGAGCGUUAUAUUGGCACUCAAGGAGGAGGCAUGGACCAAUCCAUAUCAUUUCUUGCAGAAGAAGGAACUCUUCUGGCAAAGCAGAAAAACCUGCGAUGGGGUACAAUCCUGCGGCUGGAGGAAGUCCAAGCCCAGCUAGGGGUCAGCCUGGAAGAAAUGUUGCUGAUCGUGGAGGAUACCCUUCACCCUGCAGCCUACAGCCCCGAGGAGAUCUGUAGGUGUCUGGGGAUGAGUCUGGAGGAGCUCCGGACCCAGAUUCUGAGUCCAAACACUCAAGAUGUUCUGAGCUUCAAACUCUAUCAGCGAGCAAAGCAUGUUUACAGUGAGGCAGCGCGAGUGCUCCAGUUCAAGAAGAUCUGUGAAGAAGCCCCUGCAAACAUAGUCCAGCUGCUGGGGGAGUUAAUGAACCAAAGCCACGUGAGCUGCCGGGACAUGUACGAGUGCAGCUGCCCUGAGCUGGACCAGCUGGUGGACAUCUGUCGGAAAUUUGGGGCUCAAGGAUCCCGACUUACUGGAGCAGGAUGGGGCGGCUGCACAGUGUCGUUAGUACCUGCCGAGAAGCUCUCCAGCUUCCUAGCCAAUGUGCAGGAAGCGUACUACCAGCGGAUUGAUGGAAGCUCAGCACCGGAAAAGCAGAGUUUGUUUGCCACGAAACCUGGAGGCGGGGCUUUGGUUUUCCUUGAGGCCUAAGCCAUGUAAAAAACAUCUCAAACUAUUUGGGGCGUUGAGGAGCUGGCAGGACUUGCUAUGCCACAGGAAUCUCACCCUCUUUCUUCUGUUUUGCAUCCUGAUGAACGGCUGCUGUUAUCAAGAUGUAUUUCCAAAGAAAUGGUUGAAAGUUCUCUAUGCUUCCUAAUCUUUCCCUAUUUUUCUACCAAUAAGAGCCAAGAUUGCUGUUUGACAGAUCCUUUAAAGGAUGGUUUACUGAGGUUUAUUGAUUUCAAGAUUUUUAGAGAUGAAUGUAAAAUACAUACUGAAUAUUGACCCCUCCCCAUGGAUUGUAUUUGAAUUAAACAUACUGCUACAAUGAAAUGGAUUAAAUGGAA
Echinops telfairi (small Madagascar hedgehog) is the source of this 1496-nucleotide messenger RNA. It is a transcript of the gene GALK2, whose product is annotated as galactokinase 2. Gene Ontology annotation, biological process: galactose metabolic process; carbohydrate phosphorylation. Gene Ontology annotation, molecular function: galactokinase activity; ATP binding. The record is from RefSeq and is a predicted model, not a curated record. Gene Ontology annotation, cellular component: cytoplasm; cytosol. The coding region runs from base 1 to 1140 and encodes 379 amino acids. The transcript is spliced from 8 exons. Lineage: Eukaryota; Metazoa; Chordata; Mammalia; Afrosoricida; Tenrecidae.